This is a messenger RNA of Priceomyces carsonii, 1476 nucleotides long. RefSeq lists its product as uncharacterized. The record is from RefSeq and is a predicted model, not a curated record. The transcript has a single exon. Bases 1 to 1476 code for a protein of 491 amino acids. Lineage: Eukaryota; Fungi; Ascomycota; Pichiomycetes; Serinales; Debaryomycetaceae.
AUGAAUUUAAAUCACUUCUAUUUUGAUACAAAUUCUCAAUGCAACAAAGAAGAUGACCAAUCACAAUUGAGUAGAGCUGAAUUUACAGUCCCACCUAGUCCCAUCGCUACUUCUGAUUUAGGAAACAUCGAAUUAAUUACACCGAAGACCGAUGUAAGUAGCACAUUUUAUCAAAAUGCUAAGUUCUAUUUGCAAACACCAACAAUGGAACUGAAUUGCGAUUUCUUUCAGCCAAUGUUGGUCCAAUCACAUCCUGGUAAUAAAAAUCAGAAUAAGACUACACAGCAACAUUCUGUGUCACCCAUAAAGAGUACCUCGAUGAAUUCCAUGAGCAGUGUCUCGAAAACUGCAGCACCGAUAACACCGACUAUAAAUAACUCAUCAACAGCAUAUUUGCAGACGCCAAAUUCAGCAAGAUCCUCAAGUAGUGGCCCGAUGUCGGGUAGUCACUUCUCUCCUAGUCAAGUAGUAGGAUUAGGGUUGUCUGUUACAUCCAACAAUGACUCCCGUCAAUUUGAAAAUCGUUAUAAGCAAUCUGAUCAGACUGCCUAUGGAGUUACACAUGAGGUUCCAAAUCAAUUCACGCUUAAUAAAAAAUCAUUGAUUGAAAAUGACAAACAGUAUGAACUUGUCUACUCAGACCCGUACACCAAAACAAGAGAUCACGAUACGAGCAUACAAGCAAUUCCCAGCAGUGCUUUGAUAGCCAAUAAUUCUCCGACAACAAUCGAGAAUGUGAGCACAAAUUCUGAACCAUCAGAAGAAGAGUUCUCGAAUAUACUUUCGAGUACUUCGAAUGAGCUAGAAGUGUCUGUAUGCAAUUUGUUUGAUUUUGAUUUAUUUGGAAAACCGCUGUCAGAUAUUCAAUCAAACGAACCUAACAGUGAUGAUGUGUCGGUGUCAUUUAUCAGUAAAGAACCAAAUGAAUCUAGCUUCGAUUUAGCUGAUGUUGUUGCGCUUGAGAAUGAGCAUUGCCAGCAAGAAUUAAUGCAGCAAGAUUUUCUAACAUCAACUGUCGAUAAGAAAGCUCUUGUCAAGAAAGCUAAUAAAAGAAUACCAAAACCCCAUCCAAAGAAAAUGCUAAGGCAUGCAAAAUCCUUUAACGACAGAUCUGAUUUAAUGAAUUCAGCUCAAAAUAGUUCUACCCUUUUAUUAAAUUUAAACCCUAAGAGCCAGAAUACUUCAACCUCGCCUAAACAUGAACCUCAGUUUUCAUUCAGCGAAUGCUCGAGCUCUUUUCCUGUUAAUGGAAUAAAUAAUUGGUCGUUUGUCAUGGAGCAUGAAAAUAUCGAUAACAUAAAACUGAAGAAAGCUUUAUCUUCGAGGAUCGAUAAACCGACCUUAAAGAGAUCUACAUCGACUACUUUCUUUGAAUGCAAUUCAGUGCAGAAGGGUAACUUUAAUGGACCGAAAGUCUUGAAAGACAUGAGAUCAGGUAUGGCACUGUUUCAAGUACAGCAAUCAGGUGGCAAGUAA